UGUCAAAAACCAAUGGUGCAUUUUCUUUCACUUUUGUUUUGUUUUUUCUUUCCAUUUGUUUGCUCCUAUUUACAUAGAAUCUUUUGUGGGCCGACGUCGCCGUAAUAUUUCUCCAGCCCCGCUGUUGAGAUUUUACUUUAUCGUUGUACCAUUGUACUUUAGUAUUUACUUAUCAUUUCCCAAUCACCCGAAUCUCUUAAACGAAAAUUUAGCAAAGAGAAUUGCUGAAAGGCAUAUUUUUAUAUAAACAAAUUGUAAACAUUUCUUCAAAAUUAAAUUGCAAGUCGAUAUAAUGGCCACAAGCAACACGGACACUGGUGAUACCACAAUAAUUGCGUCCUCAACUGAAAUACAGGGCGGGGAACCAACACCAUUGGAUGUCGUGGCCCCACGCGAAGCACUUAUAACGACUGCUGUAAACUUUUUACAAAAUGCCAAAGUACGGCACACAUCUCUAAUGCAGAAACGGCAAUUUCUGCAAUCGAAAGGCUUAACUAACGAAGAAGUUGAAAUUGCCUGCCGGCGUGCUGGUGCCUUUAGGGAUGAUCCCAACACGUCGCCUACAGUAAUUAAUAUGGGUAUCAGUAGUUCGGCGUAUCCGCAAUUAGCCUUGCAGCCAAGACAAAGCGCUUUCGGACGCAUCAAAGAAGUUUUGCAUAAUUUGGCACUCAUCAGUGGUGUUGCAUAUGCGAUUUACCUGUUUUGGAAGAAAUACGUUGAGCCCUACCUAUUUGGCAAGAAAAAGAAGAAACCGGUAGAUGACGCACUCGAAGAUAUUGACAAAAAGGUCGAUUCACGUCUCGAAGAAGUAAGUGGGGAACUUGCAAGAAUUAAGGAACAAAUGCAAGAACAACAGCGUGAACAACGUCAGAGUCUAAAUCAAGAAUUCAACGUUUUUCGCAGCGAUUUAGAGGCUAUUAAAGGAUUACUGCUCAAUCGCAAACAAUUUGCAGCCCCUCUUUCUACUGGUCCUGCUUCAAUACCCGCUUGGCAGCUGGCGGCCACUCCACAUCGCUUACACACCCAUUUAUCACAUUCAGAUGAUAACGAAAAAGUCGAUGAUGCUGGCUCCGGGUCAGGUUCAUCUGAAACAGAAGUGGUCACUAAGAAUAGUGAUUCUAGUUUGGAAAUGAUGUAGAAGUCUGCAUUCUUCUACACCUUAUGCUGCUGCUUUGUGGAAGAUAUGCAACAGUAACGCAAAAUACCCAGUAGCUUAUGCAGAUCAGAAUAAGUUAAAAAAUUAACAAAUAUAUUGUGUAGAGUUCAAUAGCGACAACCGCAACACACAUGCUAAUAGCUAAAUAUACAUAUGGUAUUUGGCCAUGAAAGCGCGAAUCUACAUAUAUGUAUAUGGAUAUACUACCGAUGUCUUAACCAAGCGUAUGAAACUUUGGAGGUUGAAGUAAAAACUUAGUGCUCCACUUACCGCUGCAAAAAAUUACUUUCCUAUUCGCUUUUAUGUAUCUGAAGAUAUUUGGCUUGCCAACACUGAACUUAUCCAACCACGGCAAAUCAGCGUAAAAAUUUCAAAUUCGUAUUCUAAUCUCCAAUUA
This is a messenger RNA of Rhagoletis pomonella (apple maggot), 1553 nucleotides long. RefSeq names its product peroxisomal membrane protein PEX14 (gene Pex14). Bases 293 to 1138 code for a protein of 281 amino acids. The record is from RefSeq and is a predicted model, not a curated record. Gene Ontology annotation, molecular function: signaling receptor binding. The transcript has 4 exons. Lineage: Eukaryota; Metazoa; Arthropoda; Insecta; Diptera; Tephritidae. Gene Ontology annotation, biological process: protein import into peroxisome matrix, docking. Gene Ontology annotation, cellular component: peroxisomal importomer complex; peroxisomal membrane.